CAUACAGACUCUAGCGGUCCACUUUCAUUCAUCAUCCCAGCAUCAGCAUCGCCUUACUUCAGCCUCUCAGCCUGCUGGUUCCAACAGAAUAAUCAUUCAUAUUGGGGAGAUAUCAGCACGGUUUCAACGGCCUGGGUCGCACCUCUCAGCUCCCAAUACUGUGCUGCAUGGGCUUAAAGCCGUCAUGGCUUACGCCCCGCGGAGGGACUUCGACAAGGGAGGUGGCAGAGGAGGGGAUGAAGGAGGCUAUGAUGUCUACAUGAAGGCCAAGGGCAGGCGGCCCGUGACUGACUAUGGCGCAACCGUCACCCACUGGAUGCGCCAAUGGCAGCCCAGAUACAAGGGGUCCUACCGAGGCGAAGUCGAACGCCCAAGCCCCAGCUACUUGAUAGAUAUGCUCCCACCAGCUGCCAGACCUUGCAACGCAGCAGACUCCGUACCAGGCCGAUGGGUCCACCAGUCUCUCAACAAGGUCAAACACCCCGUGAAUGUCGUCAGGUGGACACCAGAGGGUCGUCGUCUAUUGACGGCCUCCAGUAGUGGAGAGUUCACGCUGUGGAAUGGCACGGCCUUCAACUUCGAGACUAUCAUGCAGGCCCACGACUCCGCCAUUCGUGCCCUCGAGUACUCCCACAGCGACGACUGGCUGAUAUCGGCAGAUCAUGACGGCGUCAUCAAGUAUUGGCAGCCCAACUUCAACAACGUCGAGAGCAUCCGUGGCCACCACGACGCUAUCAGGGACCUUGCUAUGGCUCCCACCGACACCAAGUUCAUCACCGCCUCGGAUGAUUCGACCUUGAAGAUCUUCGACUUUGCCGCCGGCCGUGAGGACACGACGCUGACAGGCCACGGCUGGGACGCCAAGACCUGCGACUGGCAUCCCAACAAGGGCCUUGUUGUCUCCGGCUCCAAGGACCAUCUGGUCAAGCUCUGGGAUCCUCGUAACGGCCGUUGUCUGACGACCCUGCAUGGCCACAAGAACACUGUCACCAAGGUCAUGUUCGAACGAGUUGUUGGUCUGUGUCUGGCCACUGCGGGGCGGGACCAGACUGCCCGAAUCUUUGACCUGCGGAUGAUGCGAGAUAUCUGUCUGAUCCGGGGCCACGAAAAGGAUGUUUCUACCCUCACCUGGCAUCCUGUCCAUGCCAAUCUCCUCAGCACCGGUGGCGGAGACGGCUCCCUGUUCCACUACCUCCUGGACGAGCCGAACACGCCUGAGGGAACAUCGUCAUCGGUUGCCGUCUACGACGCCCCUGACAAGGAGACAGCCCCUGCGCAGACAAUCUACCCAGCUCACAAGGUUCCUUUCGCGCACGAUAUGGCCAUCUGGUCGCUAGACUGGCACCCGCUUGGUCAUAUCCUGGCAUCGGGCUCGAAUGACCGUCUCACACGGUUCUGGACGCGCGCGAGGCCUGGCGACACGGAUUAUCUGAAAGACCAAUAUCAUAUUGGUGAGGCGGCGGCUAUGGCGCAUGGGACAUUCGUUGGCUCAAAGAACCGGAGGCAGAGGCAAGAGGAGGAAGCUCAAGAGGCCGAGGACGAGAUGGAUGGGCUGGAGGACCAGAAGAUGCCCCUCAAAUCAGCGUCCGCAUUCCCCGGAAUCGGAAUCCCCGGUCUGCCACUACCCGGCAGUGGUUCUUAUGUUCCCCCGCCGCCCCCGAUCCCUGGGGUCGGUGGUGCGCCGCCGCCGAAUCUUCCAUUCCCGAUACCUCCUCCAAGUCUGAAUGGCGUCCCUCCGCUGCUCCCCGGUAUGGACCCGAACAACCCACCAGAUCUCGCACAGAUCGCCGAGAUGAUGAAGAAGGCUGGUAUUCCUUUGCCGCCCCCUCCUGGCAGUGGAGUCGCCCCUCCACCACCGGGCUUACUGCCUCCAGGUCUCAUCCCUCCGCCACCCAAUUCUCAGCUUCCACCUGGCUUCGUACCUCCUCCAAUCCCUGGUAUGGGCGGUCCCGGAAUGGAUCGAGACCCCGGCGCUGGAGCUGAUAAUGGCUCGGUCCGGAGACGGGCACCGUUGCCCAGUCAGGAGGAGAGCCUGAAGAUGGAGCAAAAGAGGGGCAACUACACUCGUGCACACUGAAGGACCUGCCUAUGGACCUAGGGCCGUCGUGUAAGGAUUGAAACACGGUACAGGGUUGCAGGCAACACCUAUGCCCACAAAGCAACCCCUGAGACCUUGAUUGUGGGGCUUCAUGGGACCAAAGCUCAUUGUUCAAGCAGUUCUGAAAAGUUGGCCGAUUGCCCUCAACCCGACCUUUGAACCCCAGGGCCUAAGUAUGGUCUGCACGACGGUCGACAUGGCUGCUAGAUUGCGCUCACGGGCAAUCCCCAACCAAGCUCGUAUGAGGUCCAAUCCAGUCUUCUUUUGACUAAAGUCGGGGUUGUGGACGAUACCGCCGAGCGCUGCUGGCAAGUAAGACCAGACAGGGGCGCUGAAGAGAAUAACGAAUGUGCCUUCACUGAAGGCAGGAUGUGGAUAUGGCCGAAUGGCAGGCAUCUAGGUUGAAGCGGGGAUUCGCAUCCCUUAGUGGGGGGUUGGUUUGCUACAGGGUCGCAACUUGCGCACGCUGCUGGAACGGCUUGUGUGGUCAAAGUUGCGGUGUCGGCAUGUCGCAGCCAAGCUCAGGAACAAGGCCACAACAGCUGGAUGUGCAUCUUGGGGGAGAUCAGCAGGGAGGUAGCUACUAUUUCGCAUGGAAGGACUUUGACUUGAUGAUAUCCCAAGCACUUGGAGACGCAAGCAGGUUGGGCAUACAGGAAUGCCAGUAGAGUAUGCAUAGUGAAUAAGCACUGGCAAUGCACAAACCUGUUGUUGAUUCUCUACAGGUUUGGAUCGUACCACAUCAUGGGCAGGUAGUCGAGUCUGAAGACAGACUGUGUCAUUGACUAUCUAAGCCCAUCUACCGCCGCCUUGGCCAACGGCUGCUGGCUGACGGAGAGGUGGGGUGUUUCGUGAUGCCGCCUCGUUGAAAUCCCACAUGCGAUCAAUAUCAAUCUGUGAGGCGCGCGCUCUUUCUUUCCAGGCCCGAAGCACUCGUCAAGCUCAACCUUCGAAAUGCAUAUGCCUCGCAAUGCCGCCAUGAUUAUGAGAAACGAGAUGAUGCCACGCUUGAAAAUGCACCCGUUUGACCAUGUCCACUUGGUGGGUCAUAUUCCUCUCUCCUUAUUCCUGGUCUUGCACCUCCAAAUACGCCAAUCUCAUCAUGUUGAAACAAAAUAAUCCCUCUUGCCCCCUCUUGCCCCCCCCCCCCAAAAAAGGUCAAUCACUUGGCCGGAGCCACGAGCGCCUUGGGCCCCUCCUUGCCAAACGCCUUCUGCCUCUCUGCAUACUCGCGGAUGACUAGCGCACAGGUGUGCUCCGCGCAUAGGCGCCGCCGCCGGGAGGCGGGCAGCUUGGAGGCGAACUCGAGGCCGCUGGCGCGCUCGACGGCCUCGAGGGGCACCUCGAAGUCGGUGAUGGGCUUGUGGUUGGGGAUGGGGGCGUUGGGCAGGACGAAGGCGCCGAGGGCAACGGGCCCGCCCGGGGAGCCGUCCUCGGCGAAGAUGACCUUGUAGAAGUGGGUGGGCACGGCGACGUUGGGCGGGUUGCCGAUCAUCUCGUAGCGGACGUACCACUUGCCGUCGGCGGGGUCGCGACGGGGCAGGUACAGGGGCCCGGUGGCGAUGCGCACGCUGGGGUAGCGGUCGGUCAGGCGGCGGCAAAAGUCCUCAAAGUGGGCCCAGUAGUCGCGGUUGAAGCCCUCGCCGACCUGGGGGCACAUGUUGGACAGGUAGAAGGUGUCGUCCAUGGCGCGCUGGCUCCACUUGCAGUCGGCGGCGGGGACCUGGUGGCCGCGGUCGAAGCCGGAGCGGAAGUAGUCUUUGAGCUUGGCCUUGAACUUGUCCGGGACGGAGGGGUCCUCGGCGAAGGCGCUGUGCUUACGGUCGCCCUCGCGCAUGGCGAGCGACUCCGGGGUGAUGUGCUCGACGACCCAGUGGGGGUUGCGCAGGCGGCGGUCGUAGGAGGAGACGAGGGCGGAGCGGGUGGCCAGGUCGGAGACGGGCCCGGGGAAGCCAUACUCGAAGAGGCCGGCGGGGUUGACGGGGGCGUUGAGGGCGGCGGGCUGCGAGGACCAGACCUGCUGCGCCGGGACGGGCACGGGAGCUGUCUUUGGGGGUGUCCCGGUCGCAACGGUCGUGGUCGUGGUCGUGACGAUUCUCGAGGGGGAGUCUUUCUUGUCUGGCCUCAUGAUAGCUGCAGUUACGGCGGCGCCAGUUCCAGCGCUCACAGCUGCGAUGAUUGCGAAGGUGGCUUUCGACAUGGUGGCGGGCUGGGGCGUCGCGAGGACGACGGGGCCUCUUUUGCGAUUUAUACGGGGGCGCAGACGGGGGCUGCGUGGUGAGAGGGUGACGAGGUCAGGCGGGCGACAAGGCGGGCAACAGGCCUCUCUCACGCGGCUGAGGAUGGGGCGUAUGUAGCCUCGUGGGGUUAGGCUGAGCAGCUGAGGGCGUUUGUUGCUCUGGCUGGGCGGGCUUGGUGACUGGGCUGGGAAAUUUUCGUCAGCCUUCCGGCCAGUGCUCCCAAGCACAUGGCAGAUGCAGC
This is a messenger RNA of Diaporthe batatas, 4579 nucleotides long. RefSeq lists its product as uncharacterized. Lineage: Eukaryota; Fungi; Ascomycota; Sordariomycetes; Diaporthales; Diaporthaceae. The record is from RefSeq and is a predicted model, not a curated record. Gene Ontology annotation, cellular component: mRNA cleavage and polyadenylation specificity factor complex. The transcript is spliced from 3 exons. The coding region runs from base 185 to 2077 and encodes 630 amino acids. Gene Ontology annotation, molecular function: protein binding.